UUUUCGUCGCCCUGCGCUCCUUUCUACACUCCGAAAGCCACUUCGUCGUCCGUUUCUGACCCAAGACUCUCGCUAUUGUCAGUCCUUCCCAUUCAGUCGUUACUUUGGUAUUGUCUAUGCUAUUCCACAACCCAGUUGCAACGAAGUCUCUCCUACGAAAUCCUCUCCAUUGACCAUCCAGCGCUACAACGGCGUAUCGAACCCGCUUCUUUCAACGUCCGAAAUGAAGGGCUCCGGCCUCUUCUCUGUCCUUUCCUCCCUUCUCCUCUUCUUUGCAGCUUGUUCCUCGGCCUGGCCAUGGCCGGAGUUUCUCGACAGCAAGGUCGACGCUCUCAUUGUCCCUCGACAAAACCAAAAUCAAAACCAGAAUGGCGAUAAUGCCUCCUCAACGGGGAGCAACUCUCAGAGUACAUCUGCUUCCCAGUCUGCAUCCUCGUCAGGCUCUUCAUCAGGCUCUCAGUCUGGCACAUCGAUAACAUCGUCGGCGUCUGCGUCAGGGUCCGGGUCAGGGGCUUCAGGGUCUCAGAACACAACCACAACGCGGAGCACAAAAACAACUGCGAUUGACCCUCGCCUGCCUCCCGGUGGUAUCUCUCUCAUCACACCCGCGGCAAUUGAUGGGCCUCAAUACUACAAGGUGGGAGAUUUUGUCACCUUUGCUUGGAACUAUACGUCUCUGUCGGUGACCCCGUCCGCGAUCGACGUGCUGGCGUCGUGCGCCUUGAAUCAAGCAACCUACACAAUCUCUUCCAACAUGUCGGUGCAGGAAACAGGUGCUAUCACCUGGGACACGGGUGAAAUGUACGCAACGGCCACCAACCCCUUCCCCGUCGCCAGUUAUACCUUGAUCAUCCACGAUUCGUCCCAAGAUGUCACCGACAUCCCAAGCGCCGGGUUUUUGGGGGCCUUUGAGCAAUAUGUCUUUGGCAUGUACACAGGCCAACCAUACACUCCGUUGAACGAAUUCAAAUGUGCAACCUGCAACGGCGCAUUCUCCAUUCAUGAAAAGCAAGCGCUGGGCGUGAUCCUGACAACAUCGGCAAUCACCAUCUUGUCCUUCACAUGGUUCGCCAGGGGAUUUGGUGUGUUCUGAUACAGGAGCCUUCCCCAUGACCAAUCUGACGGAUAUAUUUACCAUACAUAUUUUAUAGUAUCUAACGACCAAUAAUCGGAUGACAAAGUUUCUUUCUGACGAACCAAAAACAUUCAAGUCUAGCGGCAGUUUGAGCGGGAUCUUGAUCAACUUUACAAAGGAAUGGUGCAUUACAACGGAGGCAAUUGAGGAAUCAUCGAAUCGGCUACCUACAUGGCGGGGAAACGGAGGACGGCAUCCGGGGUGUCCAACGAUUUGGAAAUACAGAAUGGAAAAAUGCCGAGGCUGCUGGGGUUAAUGAAAGAGAAUUUCCAAAAGCGGGAAAAUGUUCUUCACUUGCUCGAUUCUCGUGUUGUCGGCUGGGAAAAGUUUACUCUUUAUCAACUGACCACAACAGACAGGAACCUGUGCCUUCAGCUCCCAGACCAACCAGAGACCAAGAUGAAGAUGUGGACAAGCAACAAAAUGCCAUGGCGGAAGGGCCCCAUAACCGGAACCGCUUGAUAUCAUGCCUUUUGAUGCCUCCUAUGUCAUGAUCGGUGAAAUCCAGACGGCUCCUCGCUAUUUGUCAAGUGCAAGGCUUUCCCACCGGGUACAGUCAUCAUAUCUGGAUCUCGCGGGACGAUUUGCCUCGCAAUUCGCCGGCAACGAGCCUCGGGGUGGUGACAGGGAGGAAACAAAAAGGAGCGGAAGCCCGUCCCUUGCAUCCCCGAUUUGAGAUGUCGAGGAUGAGCGGGAUGCGCACCGCCGUUCGUUGUUCUGUCCACCAGCUGCUUUCGUCAGAGGAUGCUUUUCGUCUCGUGGUGACCUCAUCCGUCUUUGUAGCCUCACGCUGUCUCCGGUCUACCAUUCCACGAGCCAACUAACCCCCUUCCCGUCUUCCCCGGGUCACAUUACGACGAGGACGCAAACAACAUGCUCCCCACCAGUGGGCGAUCACAAGUCUGAUUGAAUUUGUGUUGGGAGAACGUUGAAGAAGUACAAAAGCCCUCGCCGUGUUGUGCUCCCUCUCCUUGCUUCGACAUUAACCGUCACAUUCUUUUUCUUCUUGAUCUCCCUGCUCCUGCAUUCCAUCACCGCGGCGGACUGUGGUCGGCCUGAGAGCACAACGGAUCUUUUGUGAGCCUUACUUCAUCCAGGUCAUUCCUUGAUACCACAGGACACAAUUGCCAUCGAUCGGGCUUCGGGUGCCUUGGGGGACUUUGAAUCGCUUCCUUUCAACGUUUCGACGCGACUUCGCCUGUGACCAGCGCAGGUAUACGUUCUCCUCUCCACCCCUUGUUACUGCGUGUUGUGGGACCCCGUCUGUCCCCUUCGUGGGUACUUUGGAGGAGUGCAUCGAGUCAGAAUCCAGGACGACACCGGUGUCGAGACACCCAUCAAAUUUACGCUCAGCAGCCUUUUGCAAUCGCUCCUCCAACGAAGAAACCCACAGGCCAAACACAAGUACACACGUACAUCACCAUUCCCAACCAAUCAAUCCCCAAAAUAAAAGAACCCCAAGCGCCUCCUGCCUUUUGGCAACCCACAUCAAGAAGAGAACAACCAUGCCUUCUCUACGCCCGUCGUCUUCCUCCACCCACCCACCGGCGGCAAAGCGACCCGCGAACUGGACCCCGACGCACGACGCCUUCAUCCGCGACCAGGCCCGCAACGGCGAGGACGCCGAG
This is a messenger RNA of Cladophialophora immunda, 2763 nucleotides long. RefSeq lists its product as uncharacterized. The record is from RefSeq and is a predicted model, not a curated record. The transcript is spliced from 2 exons. Bases 224 to 1093 code for a protein of 289 amino acids. NCBI's taxonomy places the organism in Eukaryota, Fungi, Ascomycota, Eurotiomycetes, Chaetothyriales, Herpotrichiellaceae.